UAAACGGGUGUGAUUACGACCGUGUUUGGCACAGAGAAACGAUUAGCGAUUAAGCAUAAGCCAUAAGGCCUUCUCUCUCUUUCCAGAGCAAAGGAUCUCACUUUUUAAAAUAACAUAAUCGUGUGCUCUCUGUCCCAAACCAAACAAACCGCGGCAACUCAGUUUCUCCGAUCACCGACUCAACAAUAUUCAAACCCUUCGUUACUUCGAUCGGCGAAGAAGAGAACCCAAACACCGGUGCUUUUUUUUAUUUUGUGGGGCCCCGAAUUGAAUCUCGUCGGGGGAAUAGCUUGAAGAAAAGGCGCACGGAAUCUUAGGGUUUAGGAGCGCGGAACGAACGGUUUUCACUUCCCGAGCUUGGAUUGAUUUGGAAAUGAACCGCUGAUUGAGGAAUUUGGAGGGAAAUUCGCAAGGGGAGGAAAACCUAAUUUUCCAACUUCAUCUUUUUUCUUCCACUUCUGUUCUCUUCGUUUGCAUGAUUAUCAGAGUGGAAGUGCGUCAGUGAAGUUAGGAUUCGAGGGUUUUUGAGAGCUGUGAUUGUAUUUGAUCGCGGGUGGAACAUCCAUCGGCGCAGAAAACUCGAAACAUGAAGAUAGUUAUUUGGAAUUUUGAGGUUUGAGCUGUGUAAGUGUUCGCUUUGAUGAGGUGUUGGUUAAUGCGUUGAAUAGACAUUGGUCGGUGAACACGACAUGGACUACGAUUCAGAUAACCCAUCGCAAGAUGGGAGGGAUGAAGAUGAUGAAGAAGAAUAUGAGGAGUCUGGCAAGGAUAGUGGUUUUUUAGCCCUCAUGUUUGGAAAUUUCGAUAAUUCCGGUGGUCUUGAUGCUGAUUACUUUGACGAGGAUGCAAAGGAGCAUAUUCAUGCAUUGGCCGGAAAGUUGGAUUCAUCACUGACAGAUAUAGAUUUGUCAGGAAAAUCACCACAAACACCACCUGAUGUUGUUGAACAAGACUCUAUUGAAAAGGCUGAAGAUGCAGUUGAUUAUGAAGAUAUUGAUGAGGAGUACGAUGGCCCAGAGACUGAAGCUGCAAAUGAAGAGGACUAUUUACUACCAAAAAAGGAAUUUUUCGCUGCUGAAGCCUCCCUGGAAGCUCUAGGGUCUAGAACUUCUGUCUUUGAUGAUGAAAAUUAUGAUGAAGAAUCUGACAAGGAACAAGAUGGAGUUGAUGAUUCAAAAGCUGUCUCAUUGGCUGGGGAGCAGGAAAAGAGUGUUGUAGAUGCAUCUAAAGAAGACAAAGACAGUGCGCUUGAACGUGAUGUACAAGUUGGGUUGCACCAGACUGAAGAAUUGGCCAUCAAGGUAAAGACACUUGAGGAAGGGCCUGAAGUUCUGAAAAGGUCUACGCCGUUGCCAGUUUUGUAUGUGGAAGAUGGGAUGGAAAUUUUACGCUUCUCUGAAAUCUUUGGUAUUCAUGAACCUCUGAGGAAAGGAGAAAGGAGAGAGCAUCGGCAUUCUGUUACACACGAUAGAUACAAAUCAUUGGAUUUAUCUGAUGAUAUUGUAGAAGAGGAUGAAGAGGCAUUCCUCAAGGGAUUCUCUAGUCUUUCACUGACCAAACAGGCUUGUGUAGUCCAUAAUGAUGCAUCAGAAAGUAAUGAUGUUGAUUUGGAAUUUCCAAAAUUUGGAUUUCUUCAUGGGGAUGCCUCGACACCUACGAAAGAUGAUCGACAACAAAAGGACUCUUGUCUUAGUGCUGAACCAAUGAAAGGCGAUUUCACGAAUGAGCUUCCAUGGAAAGAUACUUAUGUCUUGUCAGCCAAUUUUUAUCCUCUUGAUCAGCAAGAUUGGGAAGAUGAAAUCAUUUGGGGCAAUUCUCCUGUUGUAAGUGACACUAAUUUUGAGAGCUGUGAAAUUUCGGGACCAGAGUUGGGAGCCUCUGGUGGUAGUGAAAUAGAAAUUGAAAGUGGGAUACAGAAUAUACAGUUGGAGCCCCAGAAAAUAAUGGAGGAGAAAAAAAGUAAUGUUUUCAUGUGCAGCUCUCCUUUAUCAUUGGAACCAUUUGGCUCAAGGGACUCUUCUGAUGCUAAAACUGAUUUAUUAUCUAAAAAUCUAUUUCAUCCCCAGCUUUUGAGGUUAGAAUCCAGAUCAGAGAUGGAUGACACUGGUUAUGCAGAUGGAAGAGGGGAGUACACAUCUGAAAAGCAUAAUGAGCUUGGCCAUGUAAAGCGUUUUACCAAGGUGAUGUCUCAAAAUAGAGACCUGGCUGAGGGGUCUUGGUUAGACAAUAUUAUAUGGGAGUUCAAUAAACCUUCUGUGAAACCAAAGCUUAUCUUUGAUCUUGAAGAUGACCAAAUGCACUUCGAAGUUUUGGAUAACAAGAAUAGUAGCCAUCUUCACCUUCAUGCAGGGGCUAUGAUUUUGACUCGUUCCCUAAAAUCAAGCAGUGGGGAUUCUGAGCUACCAGUACAGGGAGGUCAAUAUGGAUGGCGAUAUGUUGCUAAUGAUAAACAUUAUUCAAACAGGAAAACUUCUCAGCAACUGAAGUCAAAUUCUAAGAAACGCUCAGCGCAUGGUGUCAAAAUUUUCCACUCCCAACCUGCACUGAAGCUGCAGACAAUGAAGUUGAAGUUGAGCAAUAAAGAUAUUGCAAAUUUUCACCGUCCCAAAGCAUUAUGGUAUCCCCAUGAUAGUGAGGUUGUUGUCAGAGAACAGAGAAAACUGUCAACACAGGGACCCAUGAAAAUUAUUAUGAAGAGCUUGGGUGGCAAGGGGACAAAACUACAUGUUGAUGCUGAAGAAACUCUAGCUUCUGUUAAAGCAAAAGCUGCUAAAAAGCUAGAUUUCAAGGGAUCAGAAAACGUGAAAACAUUUUAUUUGGGGAGGGAGCUUGAGGAUCAGAAAUCACUUGCUGCACAGAACGUUCAACCAAAUUCAUUGUUACACCUUGUACGGACAAAGAUUCACUUGUGGUCAAGGGCACAAAGGGUUCCUGGUGAGAAUAAGUCACUGCGUCCUCCAGGGGCAUUCAAGAAAAAGUCUGAUCUGUCCGUGAAAGAUGGCCAUGUUUUUCUGAUGGAGUAUUGUGAGGAAAGGCCUUUACUUUUGGGCAAUGCUGGAAUGGGUGCAAGGCUUUGUACGUACUAUCAAAAGUGUUCUCCAGAUGAUCAAUCUGGCUCUUUAUUACGCAACACUGAUAAUAGCUUGGGGCACAUUAUAUCUCUCGAUCCAGCUGAUAAAUCUCCGUUCCUUGGGGACUUGAAACCUGGCUGCAGUCAGUCCUCACUGGAGACAAAUAUGUAUAGAGCACCUAUAUUUCCUCAUAAAGUUCCAUUAACUGACUACCUGCUGGUACGCUCACCAAAGGGAAAGCUAUCGCUAAGGCGCAUUGAUAAAAUUAAUGUUGUUGGACAGCAGGAGCCUCUGAUGGAGGUGUUAUCACCUGGAAGUAAGAAUCUUCAGACUUACAUGAUGAACAGGCUAUUAGUACACAUGUGCCGUGAAUUCCAAGUGGCAGAGAAGGGGCACUUCCUCCCAUGCGUCCGUAUUGAUGAGCUCCUGUCACAAUUUCCUUACCUAUCAGAAGCCUCUUUCCGUAAAAGGAUUAAGGAAUAUGCCACUUUACAGAGGGGAACAAAUGGACAGUCAAUUUUGGUUAAAAAGCGAAAUUUUCGCAUGUGGUCUGAGGACGAAUUAAGAAAAAUGGUGACCCCAGAACUUGUUUGUGCUUAUGAAAGCAUGCAAGCUGGCCUCUACCGUCUAAAACAUCUAGGCAUAACCGAAACACACCCUACUAAUAUUUCGUCUGCAAUGAGUCGGCUUCCCGAUGAAGCGAUUGCACUGGCUGCUGCAUCACAUAUUGAAAGGGAACUGCAGAUUACUCCUUGGAACUUGAGUAGCAACUUUGUUGCCUGUACAAGCCAGGGUAAGGAAAAUAUUGAACGAAUGGAAAUCACUGGUGUCGGGGAUCCAUCUGGCCGUGGCUUGGGAUUUAGCUAUGCUCGGGCACCUCCAAAGGCACCAGUGUCUAGUGCAGUGGUGAAAAAGAAAGCUGCUGCUGGCCGGGGUGGUUCCACUGUUACUGGUACAGAUGCUGAUCUCCGUAGAUUAAGCAUGGAGGCUGCACGGGAGGUGCUGCUUAAAUUCAAUGUUGCUGAGGAAGUCAUUGCAAAACAAACAAGAUGGCAUCGCAUUGCUAUGAUACGCAAACUUUCAAGUGAGCAGGCUGCAUCUGGGGUUAAGGUCGAUCCAACUACUAUCAGCAAAUAUGCUCGUGGCCAGCGAAUGUCUUUUCUUCAGUUACAGCAACAGACCAGAGAGAAGUGCCAAGAGAUCUGGGAUCGACAACUUCAGAGUCUUUCAGCUGUAAAUGGUGAUGAAAAUGAGAGUGAUUCAGAAGAGAACAGUGAUCUAGAUUCUUUUGCUGGUGAUCUUGAAAAUUUACUUGAUGCUGAGGAGUUUGAAGAGGGAGAAGAGGGUACCAAUGACUUGAAACGUGAUAAGGGAGAUGGUGUUAAGGGUCUCAAAAUGAGAAGACACCCAACCUCAGCCCAAGCUAAGGAGGAAAAAGAAGAUGAAGAGGCUGAGGCUGCCGAAUUAUGCAGGUUGCUUAUGGAUGAUGAUGAAGCUGACAGGAAGAAAAAGAAGAAAGCUAGAGUUGUGGAAGAAGCUAGACUGGUACCAAAGCCGCCACCAAAAUUCAUCAUCUAUGACAGUACUGAACAAAAUAAGCAAGUAACAAAUACUUCACAACUAGAUGGAACCAUUCAUUUGAAAGAUGAUGCAAUUACAGAUCUCAGGGAGGAGGAAACUUUUCCUGCUAAAAAAGCGAAGUCAGUGAAGGUCACAAAAGCAAAGAAGAAUGAAAUUGCACCUAUUAGUCUACCUAAUAAAAAACUCAAACUAAAUAUAGGAGAAGGAGCAAUCAAGGUAUUUAAGGAGAAGAAACCAUCCAGGGAAACUUUUGUUUGUGGAGCAUGUGGCCAGCUUGGGCACAUGAGGACCAACAAGAACUGUCCAAAAUAUGGUGAAGAUCUAGAAGCACAGAUUGAAUCUACAGACAUUGAAAAACCAUCUGGAAAGUCUAUCAUUUUGGAUCCCUCUAAUCAGUCCCAGCAGAAAAGCCUCACGAAGAAGUUGGUGCCUAAAACUGCACCCAAAACCCCUUCAGUUGACAAUUCCACAAAAUUGAAGUUCAUAUGCAUCUCCACUGAGAAGUCUUCUGAUAAACCUGCUUUAGAAAACCUGCAGAGUUCUGAGAAGCCAGUCACAUCUGAUUCUGAAACUGUUAGGUCUGCUAAGGUUAAUAGAAUAAUUUUUCCUAAAAAAGUGAAGCCAGAUGAUACACAGGCUGAAUCUGUAAGACGUCCUAUCGUUAUUCGGCCUCCUACUGAUUCUGCUAGAGGUCAGGUUGAUUCUCCCAAGGUCCCAAUUAAAUUUCGGCCACCUACAGAUAUAGAGAGGGAGAGACAUCAUCAAAAGCUUGUUAUUAAACCUGCAAAGGAGAUUGUUGAUGUGGACCUUGACAGUCCUUAUGGAAACAAACGACUAGAACACAGAAAAACCAAGAGAAUUGUUGAACUGGCCAAUUUUGAGAAACAAAGAAAGCCAGAGCCCAUGUAUCCAACUGAAGGUUUGACAAAAUGGCAAGCUAAAGAGAGGAGAUGGUGGGAAGAGCAAGAGAAACGAAGAAACGAAGCGAGACUCAAAGAAGAAAGGGCUAGAAGACAUCACAAAGAAGAAAUUAGGAUGUUCAGAGAGCAAGAGGAGAGGUUAGACGAGAUAAAAAGAUUCGAAGAAGAUAUUAGAAGAGAGAGGGAGGAGGAGGAACGGCAAAAGGCGAAGAAGAAAAAGAAGAAGAAAAAGCCCGAAUUUACAGACGACUAUUUAGAUGACCACAGAGCUAGAAGAUAUGAUAAGAGGAUGCUAGACAGAGACAAGAGCACGAAGAGGAGAUCCAUCGAGUUAGGAAAACGUGGCGCAGACUUGAUGCCGCCAACAAAACGGCGAAGAGGGGGAGGGGGAGAGGUUGGUUUAGCAAACAUAUUGGAGAGCAUUGUGGAAGCCAUUAAAGAUAGGUAUGAUCUGUCAUAUCUUUUUCUGAAACCGGUUUCCAAGAAAGAGGCUCCUGAUUACCUGGACAUUAUAGAGAGGCCUAUGGAUCUUGCUCGAAUCCGGGAGAGGGUUCGGAAUAUGGAGUACAAGAGCAGAGAGGAUUUCAGACACGAUGUUUGGCAAAUAACUUAUAAUGCUCACAAGUAUAACGAUGGGCGAAAUCCUGGGAUUCCACCCAUCGCAGAUAUGCUUCUGGAAUAUUGUGAUUAUUUAUUGAAUGAGAAUGAUGAUAACCUCACUGAAGCGGAAGCUGGUAUUGAGAAUAGAGAUUUCUAAUGUCAUGUAAAAUUCAGAUCAUGAUUUGAUUAGGUAGAGCAGUCUAAAUUUUUUUUUAAAUUAGUGUAAGUUCUUAUUAUAAAAAGAAAUGAGUGUUUUCUGUACCAAUCCCCCAUAGUCUCAUUAAUUUUUCAUCGUGUAACAGUGUAGAUCAGGAUGUUUCCAUUUGAAAAUUCUCUUAGAAGGCUAAACAAAGUCGAGCAGAUAAGUAGGGUACUAGGGUUAUAAAUAUAUGUCAUCAAUCAAGAGGACUGUUAUAGUGUUAUAAAAGUUAUUUACAUGUUCAUAUUUUAAAUGAAAACAUCGGAGCUUUCAAUA
Molecule: messenger RNA, 6647 nt
Organism: Arachis ipaensis
Lineage: Eukaryota; Viridiplantae; Streptophyta; Magnoliopsida; Fabales; Fabaceae
Gene: HAF01
Product: HAC13 protein (HAC13)
Biological process (GO): RNA polymerase II preinitiation complex assembly; transcription by RNA polymerase II
Cellular component (GO): transcription factor TFIID complex
Molecular function (GO): TBP-class protein binding; histone acetyltransferase activity; RNA polymerase II general transcription initiation factor activity
Source: RefSeq, a predicted model, not a curated record